Molecule: messenger RNA, 516 nt
Organism: Dujonia railenensis
Lineage: Eukaryota; Fungi; Ascomycota; Pichiomycetes; Serinales; Debaryomycetaceae
Source: the annotation of a GenBank genome assembly
AUGCUUCUUCGUAACUUACGAAGAUAUUCUACCACCUCUCGUCUUACGAAAGAAGAAGUUAAAGCCCUCUUAAAAUCGACUCAUUGGUCGAUCGAAUCUCUCACGGCAAGCAACCAGACAGGAACAGAUGCUAUCAAACCAAAGACUCUAUCUAAAAUGCUAAAACUCUCUGGUUUUCAAGAAUCCGUAAGUAAAGAAAGGGAGCAAGUCCUUAUAAACAGUUUGAGAACGCAGAUGGGUUUCAUAAAUCACCUCUACGAUAAUCAAAGCGAUGCUCUUGCUCAGACCGACGAGCCCUUGCAUAGCUUCAGACUACUUGUCUCAGACCAUCAGCCUGGAAGUCCUUUGACAUUGAAUGAUAUAAAAGACCAGAUAAAAAACCAAGUGCCCGAUUCAACGAAGGGAGAAACUCAGGAAUGGGGCGCUACGCAUAACUCAAAGCUGAACAUAGAGGGUAGCAAGAUUGACGAUGAGUAUUUCACUGUCAAGCCAUUCAGUAAUGAAGAAACUAAAUAG